UAUAUAAUAGUGUCACACAAGUUUCAUAAUCAUAUAGUAAGAGACUUUAUACAGUGGUACUGUACAGACAAUACAAAGUUAUAGAUAAUUUAUUAAAAAUAGUAACAAAAACAAAAAUGGCUAAAAACAAUAUUAAAUUAGAAACUCGGUGCGAAGAAUUUAUGAAAGAUGGAAAUGCAGUGGAACCAGAAAUUAAGACCAAAGCUAAUGAUAGUGAAGUUGACUAUUAUGAUGAAUUACUAUCAUCGGCUGGCAAGUUUGGCCUAUACCAAGUGCUUCUCUUUAGCUCAACAUUCCCAUUUUAUGUGUUUGGCACAUUUGUUUAUUAUGGACAACUUUUUAUGACUGAAUUAUCACCGAACCAUUGGUGCUGGGUCCCAGAAUUAGCCAACCUGACUGAGUUGGAUCGCAGAACUUUGGCCAUUCCAGCUGACAACAAUGCACACUUUGGUUAUUCACAAUGCAAGGUAUAUGCAGCCAAUUGGACUGAAGUGCUGAUAAGUGGAAUAACGCCUGAUGAAUCUUGGGAUACGAUAUCUUGUCAGCAUGGUUGGGAAUUCAAUAAAAGUGAAAUCCCUUACCCGACUAUUUCAAGUGAGCUCGGUUGGGUGUGUGAAAAAAAUAGUUACCAAGCUUCAGCGCAAGCCAUUUUCUUCAUUGGUUCCAUUGUGGGAGGACUCAUUAUCGGAUGGGUGUCCGACCGCUUCGGGAGACUGCCUGCUCUUGUUAUAAGCAACGUUAUCGGAUGUAUUGCUGGAGUGCUGAGCACAUACGCCAGAGACUUUAUAGAGUUUUCAGUAUGCAGAUUCUUUACCGGAAUGUCAUAUGAUAAUUGCAUGAUAAUGGCGUAUCUUAUUGUACUUGAAUACGUGGCUCCAAAGUAUAGGUCUCUAUUUUCGAAUUUGUCAUUUGCUCUCUUUUAUUCAGUGGCUUGUACGACAAUGCCUUGGAUAAUGUUAAUUAGUGGUCAUUGGAAAACUAUUUCUUUAGUCACAAGCUUACCGCUUGCGCUUGCUGUCUUGUCUCCAUUUUUUAUACCAGAGAGUCCAAGAUGGUUGUUGUCAAAAGGGCGCACAGAUCAAGCCAUUGAAAAAAUUCUAACCAUAGGUCGAGUGAACAAAAAAGAAGUGCCGUUAAGUCUAAUAGAACAAUUUAAGAAAUCCGUAACGAACGCAAAGAAAGAAGAACAUGCAAGUGGAAUAGAACUGCUCAAACGGCCAUCGAUAAGAAAUAUGUUCAUUGCUAUAUGCGUUCUCUAUAUGUGUUGCAUGAUCGUAUUUGAUGGUCUAGUCAGAAGUGUAAAACAAUUGGAUUUCGACUACUUUGUUUCUUUUUCGCUGGUAUCAUUUACUGAAUUGCCUUCUAUGGUGUUAUGUGCAUUUAUUUUGGACUGGACCGGCAGAAGAUGGCUGACAGUAGCUAUGAUGUUGGCCAGUUGUGUCUUCAGUAUUUCGACGGCAAUGGUUAGCAAUGGAUUAGCAUCAGUGAUAUUAGCUGUUACUGCAAGAUUUUGUGUGAACAUGUCAUGUAGUGCAACAAUGCAGUGGACGGCUGAAGUUUUGCCAGUGAGUGUGAGAGGAUCUGGCGCAUCUAUAGUACAUAUAUGUGGCUAUGUAGCAACUGUUUUAUCACCAUACAUUGUUUAUCUGGAAACGUACAUUUACUGGCUGCCUAUGGUGAUGAUUGGCUGUAUUUCAGCAAUUGGGGGCUUUAUAGCUUUGCUUAUACCAGAAACAGCGAAUAAAGAUAUGCCACAAACAUUCGAAGAUUCUGAAAGAUUGGUGAAAAAUUCAAAGUUUUGGGAAAUACCUUUUUUAAUGAAGAGAAAGGAAAGUAAAAAUAUCAUAGAAUCAAAAACAUAAACGAUAAAAUUAAUUCUACCAUGACCCUGUAAUAGUAUUGUUUCCUUUUGGAUUUUUUUCUAAAUUGUAAAAGAAAUAUAAAAUAAUACUUGAUUC
Messenger RNA from Amyelois transitella, 1958 nucleotides. RefSeq names its product carcinine transporter. The transcript has a single exon. The coding region runs from base 117 to 1862 and encodes 581 amino acids. Gene Ontology annotation, biological process: transmembrane transport. The record is from RefSeq and is a predicted model, not a curated record. NCBI's taxonomy places the organism in Eukaryota, Metazoa, Arthropoda, Insecta, Lepidoptera, Pyralidae. Gene Ontology annotation, molecular function: transmembrane transporter activity.